GUCACAUGCUGCAGCAGACUGCCCUGGUGCUAGUCAAUGUAAUGGCCCAAUGAGAAACAAUGACAGCAGGACAUGUCAGAAUGUUUGGUCACCCUCUAUGUCACGUCAACAAAAGAGUGAGCAAUCGAAUGUGACAGACAAUCUCUGACACUGAUAACUUUAGAGAGCAACAAUGGAGCUGGGAAUCAGCUAAAUCGGACUUAAAGGGAAAUGGCGUACAUCCGCCAUUGCUGCUUCUUCUUCGUCUUCUUCCCCCAUACACAAACACAGGCUCAUCGAUGACGUAGGACACAGUCUCCCUACCACUCAUGCACUCCGGUUAACGACUCGUCGGUGUGAUUGUAUUUCCAGUCAAGACAAAGUUUUUCCAACAGUUUUCACGGGGGAAAACGUUAAUGUGAACAAUAGUUGUGUUUUUGGACAUUAUAACAUUUUCAUUCACUUCUAUUUGAGCGUCAAGAGCACCGAAAGCACCCGGAUGGACUGUCAUGGCCGCCGUCGCUGUGGUUCCACAGUGAGGAGAAAAGGAAGACAAAUGUUCCUGUUGAGUGUUUUUUCCGGCGCCACAUUCUCCUUAUAGUAUUCGCCGUCAACUGGACCAAGCCUGAACUUCCAUCAAGUUUCUAAUAAUCUGUCAUCCUCAGAGAAACUCAACUUGGUGUUCAUGUUUACCCCUGCUUAUGUCAGAAAUUGCUAAAUUCACGACUAUGGACGAAGACCUUAAAAUACCCAACAAUUCUGCCAAAAAUGACAGUAAGUCAGUUGGAGCGGAUGUCAAGGACUCUGUGAAUUUCAAGGAGGGAACACUCCAUAGUCAUACCACUCCAGAUGGAUCUUCUGUCAAGAGACAUGGCUCCACCACAAGAGCAAAUUGUAAAAUUCAGCAAGGGGCUGUUUUUUCCGGAAACAUUUUAAGCUUUGGCUGUUCAGUGUGCAAGGACGAUUCUACAUACAGUCCUAACGAUCUUCUUAAACAUUUCCGAGCAGUCCACAAUGGAAUCUUGCCCACUUACCCUUGUGAUUUGUGUUGCUUUGUUACACAUGAAUUCGCUGCUCUUCAACGCCACCGCAUUGAGCACAAAAAUACCUUGGUCACAUGCGAGCUCUGCUGUGAUGGUGUUCAAUAUUCCCUGCUGUUACUGACUAGACAUUACAUUAUGUGCCACAGUCUUAAUGGACAGUUUUACUGUGACUGGUGUGAGUUUACGACUGUGGAUGCUGGGACAUUUGUCCAACAUAUCCAUCAUCACAAUGAGAGUCCCUGGAAAUGUUCCAAGUGCAGACACGUUAGCUUGAAUGAAGUGGACCACCAAAAGCAUCUAAAAAUUCACACAAUUUCAUUCCCCUUCAUUUGUCAAGUGUGUGGAUAUCGCGCGACAACCAUGAAGCAGCUUCAAAGACACACCGUCGCUUCUCACAAAAAUGACUCCGAGCGAACAAAUCAAUGGAAGACAUCACCGGAUGGAGCCGCUUCCCCGUAUUCUUCUUCAAGCAGCAAACCUUUGCUUAAAAAGAGUUGUCAAAUGCAGGAGGCACAAAUGAUAUCGAAAUUGUGUGGUGUGACUAGGAUCCUACCACACCACAAUGGUACACCGAAACCAGAGACAUUUAUGCAAGCAUCCCACCGAAUUGUUGCACGGACACCGGGGAAAAGGGACGAUUCUGGCAAAGGCUCUCUUACUGCGGAGAAACCCACUACUGUAAUGUUGCGGCAAAAUGACAGAUCUGCAUCUCCAACUAAUCCUAAUGCACUGACCGUUCUAAGGGUCAAGAAUAAAAUAUCCCUUCCCCCAAACUGUACCACCAAAGUCAUGGGUUUUAAGAUGGUUGAUGGGAAAAAACAUAUAGUUCUCAAAGUAAUACCAACACUAAAAGAAGACACCCAUCAAGAUGAUUCGUCAGUUGAAAGUGCGGACUCUUCAACGACUAAUUCUGCGUUUGAUAAAAGUGAUGACUUUUUUGAGAAGGGACAUUCCUUGACUGGUAAAAGCUCAGCAUCGCAUAGCUCUACCUUUUCACCAGUAAGUGGACCUUCUAUUCCAAGUGAAGAUAUCAUGACCGUUAAGGUUAAAAUUGAGGAUGAGGAAACCAACGUGGAUACUACACUGCUUACUGAAGAUUUGGGGGAACAAGAUGGCGGCUCUGCAAAUGGUUCUUCAGCAUCAAAUCAUGACUCAUUACAUGGAACGUCGAAUGAUGUCAACCAGAAUUCCCAAAGCAAGAUGGCUUGCUCGGAAAUUCAUUUGUUGGACAGAAAGUCAACCUCUUGCACCAUAUCUGGAAGUGGAUCACAAGGCUCUGAUACCUGUGCUGGCCAGUUCACAGAUGAUCCUUUGAAUGUUUCUCAGGAAAUAUUGAAUAAUGAACCAACCUCCAGUAAUAUUGAGACUUGCGGGGCUGAACAUGAGCAAGUAAUUCCUCAGACAGGAAAAGGAAAGCUUGUUGACGAACACAAAAAUACCUCUUCUUUCAAUAUUACAGAACUUUCUGACCAAUUUGCAGAAAGCAUUGUGAGUAUCAAGAGUACAUACCCAAGCGGCAACCAAAACUGUCAGAAACAAUUGGCUAAUUUAGCUUCGCCGUCAGAAAUGGCCUCAUUGACUUCACAUGAAGAAAGUGCCACGCUCGCACAAAGUUCUCUUAACCAGAAAGUAUUUGCUUUUCACAACUAUUCCAAAGAAGCCCUCAGUACUUCACUCAGUACAUGUCAGAAAGAUGGCAGCAUGUCUGAAGUUACAGCAGACAAAGGCAGGUUUAGCUUGGCUUCAGAGUCUUCAGAAACCUUCGAGGAUGGUGACGACUUUGGAGCCGAUGCAGAUGAGUGUGAAAACUCCGAGUUGGUGCUAAAAGAUUUUAACGUUAUUAAAAUUGAGGAGGAUCUCAUUCCCAUAUCUUCUCCGACAAAAAGUACUUUGUCUGCUUUGGGUAGUUUUGUGAAACAACACUCGGAUGCAAUCAUUUCACAACAACUCAAUAAGGAAAGAGUUGAAUCUUCAAAUGUAUGCAAUGACUCCUCCAAACAAAGAAAAGCUACUCCGCAAAAUGUUCAAAUGCAGGACAGUAUGCAGCAAGUGCUCUUGAGCAACAAUGAUCGUUUUGCCAUGCCAGUACAGCUCAAGACCACUACAGGUUUUAAGCUAAUUACCAAUUGUGUAAAUCCUCAAAUCAAUGUAUCUUACAUGAAAUCUGGGUUUUCAAGCUCGAGCAGUUCUACCGGUGAAACUGUUUCUCCACAGAGACAAAUGAUAGGAACUUUGAAGGCAGGAGCUAAUGAAAAAGGGACAGGACUGAUUUCUGCUCUCCAAACUGGUGUUGGUGCCUCUCCAAAUCAUUACCUCAUUAAUAGCCCAAGUUCAGAAAGUCCUGUCCCUUCAGACAAAUCGGGUCAUACCCAACCAACUUGUUACUUUCUUCCAAGGUCAGUUCCAUUUGUUCAGGCCACAAAAAGCUCUGGCCUCAAACUCGCAAACGCUAAACUCCCGCAGAAUUCCAGAUCAGUUCUGGCUAUGCCCGUAAGCUCUGCUUAUAAACCUAUCAAUUCGCAUAACGGGCGGCAAGCAUUUUUGCUACGGUGCAUUUCUCAGUCAAAAUCGAGCGUACUUGUCAAUCAGCAACAGACUCAGUCGUGUCAAACCAAUGAAAAACGUGGAAACAAAGUUGUUUUUAAAAUUGUCAGCCCAACAACAAGCCUUCUUAAAAGAGGCACCCCCAGCUCAAAUUGUCAACCUUUUCUUUUGGCCACCACCCCCCCAAAUCCUUGUUUUAUUAUGCCAUCAAACAAAACAAAUGCCUCAGAGAGUCUAAGAAAGACCAUUACCAUGCCAAAUCCAACAGACGACACAGUCGAGGACUUACCCACGGAGUUGAUGGCAGGGGUGAAAUCAAGUGAAGCAGACAAGCCUAUUCUAGCGCCAAGGUCAAUCCGACCUCCAAGUCAAAGGAAAAGACGCAGAAAAACAUUAUUUGAUGAGCUUCCAGCAACAGGACAUAAAGCAAGAAGACUUACAAACAACGUACAAACUGAGACAGACGCAACGGUGUUGUGGAAUCCUAUAGCAAAAGCAGUCGAAAGAACCUUAAGACUUGCCCCAUUCAAUUGUCGACAGGAAAUCAUAUGCCCUCGUCGAUAUCAACCUGUUGUGGUGCUAAAUCAUCCGGAUGCCGACAUUCCCGAAGUGACCAAUAUUAUGAAGGUCAUCAACCGACAUAGGGGCGCCGUCGCAAAGGUAUCCCUGUCGCGGAAAACGGUCAAAGUACUCUCUGAACUUCAUGCUCAAGAGCAGAAAACCUUGACCAGUGACGCAGUGGUGCGAAGCAGCGAUCCAAGACCAAUCGAGAGUCUUGUUCGGGAGCGCUUCCUUCUCAAACUGAAGCUCAAGAAAAAAAGCAAAAAGAAGUACGAAGUCGUGGAACCCUCAAGUUGUCAACAAAAACCUGCAAUGUUUGACUGUUGGUUCUGUGGUCGCCUGUUCAACAGCCAAGAAGAUUGGAUCGGCCAUGGUCAACGACAUCUCAUGGAGGCAACGAGAGAUUGGAAUAAACUUUUUUGAGACUUUACUAUGACCUUUUGGACAAGUGGCAUAGAAAAUUAAUGGACCUUUUUAAUGAGCGAAAAAUUCUAUAAGAGAAACCUAAUACUUAUAAAACUGUUGUAUGUUUCAUGACCCUUUACUAUGUUGUUUCAUGUAUCUUAAAUUGUUUGAUUUGAAAGUUAUUUAAUUGGUGCUUUUUCAAGAAAACAAUGUUGUGCUAGCAUGAUUCCGUUCAUGCACAGGUCACUCAACUGUGAAUAUGGUACACUGUAAUUUAUAAAGUUUUGGUAAAAAGCACUGGCUAAAAGAAAUUGUAAGGGGCAUUGUUGUCAUUUCUCAGGUCUGCCUUGUAGAUUUUGCUCAAAUUCAUAACUGUAGUCAUUGUUAAAAUACUUUAUACUUUAUAUUACCAUACAAUAUUUGUUUGCGUAUCUUAACUCGACUGGCCAUAUAAGUAGUUUACAGUUUCUUUGUCAUGGUAUUCUUUUGCAGAUAGACCACUUUCAGCGACAAAAAGUACAUCUUACAGGGACGGUUACUCGUACUUGAAUACAAAAACCAAUUGUACACUCUAUGCAGUUUUUCCACAAAGAUGAAAUACCAAACUCUGUUGUCAACCACUCAGGGUCUUGUUUGUUCGUUCUUGUUCUUAGGAACAGAAAAUGUUUGCUUGUACAAUCCAUCAAUGGUAUUCGUCCAUUUUGUUUAUCUGGUAUGCAAAAAUGAUACUGUUUGUUUGGGGAGUGUUUUGGUUUUUUUUUUUUAAAUAUUUUUACACACAGGCAGGUGACAAGUCACACAUUUUCAGGGUUCGUACACAUCCUUGAAAGCCUGAAAAAAUGACUUUUUCAGUUAUUGGGAAAAUGACGGCAAGUGAGGCAGAGCCUGUCAUGAUUAAAAAAAAUGACAUACAUAUAUACAUACAUGUCCUAAAAACCUAAUAUAUACCUAAAAUAUAUGUCAAUUGAACUGUAUUUUAAAUGUAUUUUCUGUAUUACCUCAAUAGAUUACAACAUUUUCUUAAAUAAAAAUAGCAGAAUUUGCACAUUUCCUGGAUCGGGCGGCUAGCAGUUUCUAUUGGUUGUCUUGACAGUCAGUAGAAACUUUGAGAACAUAUUUUUCAACAUUUUUAUUUUGAAGCCCUAAACUGGAUUUUCCUCCUACAAAUUUUUGUGUAAAAUAUUAGCAUACCGAAACAAAAAGCUAACAUUUGAAGAAUAAUUUAAAAACAAAAGCACUUAACCGAUAAUGUCAUCUACCAAACGCAAAGUCAGUACCGGGUCGACGCACAGUGGGGUUCCCCAUCCGGGUGGUGUCCCUGUCGGGUUUUUCCGAUGCUGUCCGACUGGUAUGGUGAAAACGGUCACGCCCUGGCCACGGUCAAUCGUCAAAGUCACUGAUCGUGGGCGUUCUCCAUCAUACCCAAGUACCUUGACACGUUCCCGUGAUAGAUGUGGCGUGAUGCCGUACUGUAUACUCGUAUACCCAUUCAUAAUUAACAUUGUUUUAAAGUUAAUAUCUCAUUUUUAAGGUGUGCCGACUUUUAUUUUGUUGUGGCGGUGCUAUACUCGUUUGUAAUUAUGUUCUCCAUUGUUGUUUUUUUAUAAAGCAGAUUGCAAUUUUGGUCUCAACUCCUUUAGAUAAAUGACAGAAUACACGAGACAAAAGAUGUUUACACUGAUUAUCACAAAGAUUUUAGUUGAAUUAAUUAAUUUGACUGCCAAUGCCAACAUGGAAGAUUAAUAUCCAAGCUAAACAGGAGGUAAUCAAACGUUUACAACAAGUGUGAGAGGAAUUCGGUGAGGCCAUGGGGCAUGACUUUCAGUUGGCCUUGAUGAGGUUCUAGCAAACUGUCCACCGGUCCACACUGUCUACAGAGGGGACAGGGUCCUGCUGACCUCCUCGACCGAGGAUGUAGUCGGACAUUGCAAGGAAUACUCAGAGACCCUUCUCAAUCCUACUGACAUGCCUUCCAAAGAGGAAGCAGAGUCACACGGACAGUUCCAUUACCGUGGUUUAGGUUUCUGUGGUGGUCAAAAUGCUCCUCGGUGGAGAGCACUUGUUUGCGUACCGGUUGAUCAUGUGUUACUCAGAGGAGGGCAUUUAAAUGCAAGCUGUAGUGGCUUGCAUCCUCUGCGUCUUCUCCGCUGGAAUUGUUGUUUGUGCCGCGGCCACCUGACGCAAGUACUGGUGUGCCUUUUUGUGGGUGAGUUUUGAGAUCUUCCCUGUCCUGCUUGGCAUCCAUAGAGGUUCCCUUUCUCUUUUUAGCUCCACUGUGCCUCCUGUAGUCACUAUCGGCGUUUGGUGCUUGGGUAGGCAGCAGACCCCCCCC
Doryrhamphus excisus (bluestripe pipefish) is the source of this 6864-nucleotide messenger RNA. RefSeq names its product zinc finger protein 518A. The record is from RefSeq and is a predicted model, not a curated record. Gene Ontology annotation, biological process: positive regulation of transcription by RNA polymerase II. Gene Ontology annotation, cellular component: nucleus. NCBI's taxonomy places the organism in Eukaryota, Metazoa, Chordata, Actinopteri, Syngnathiformes, Syngnathidae.